CUCUAAUAUUCUUCAUCAGAAUUUCCCACCAAGAAGAAUCCACCACAAACAUCUUUUUCUUUACAUCCCCACAAGUUUCCCGCUCUUGAAUACCCUCCAAGGAACCAAACUAGUUACCAUAUAUACUUACAAAGAACAAGACCAUCACUAUUACUUCCACAAAGAUUUCAAGUCCAACAUGGGAAACUGCUUGUUAGGGGGCAUGUCAGAUCCUGAAACAGUGAUCAAAGUCACAACAUCAAAUGGUGGCAUCAUGGAAUUCUAUGCUCCAAUUACUGUGAGUUUCAUCACCAAUGAGUUCCCGGGGCAUGGCUUAUUCCCAAGCCAUGACCCAUUUUGCAAACCACUUGGCCAAUUUGAUGAGUUGGUGGCAGGACAGUCAUACUACUUGCUGCCACUUAACAACCAACUUGAACACCCUUCUGCCUCCGGCCACAUCGCCGGUGACAACCGCGCCAUCCGGCAAGGCCAUGUUCGUUCUCAUAGUGUUCCUACAACCCCCUACCCUCCACUAUAUAGAAUGUCCUUGGACUACCAACACCACCAAGGAGUUGGAUUUCUCAAGAAAACUUCCACAGAACCUUACUCUUGUAGGACUAGUACUAGUAAAAGCAGCAUUACUACUAGUAGUAAGAGCAGCAGGUUUUGGAAAGUGAAGCUUGUGAUAACUCCUCAACAGUUGAUGGACAUUUUGUCACAAGAGGCCAGAACCAAGGAGUUGAUAGAGAGUGUUAGGAUUGUGGCCAAAUGUGGGGUUGCUGCAGGUGGCAUUUUGCCUGCUUCUGCUGCAGCAAGCAUAGUGUCUGAUCAGUGGAGCCUUUCCAGCAGUGGUAGGAGUGCCUGUGAUUCGUCUAAGAUUGAUGCAUUGGUGGUAGAUAUUUAGCACAUUAGUAUAAUGCAUGAAAAAUAUUAGCAACCUGGUUUAACACACUCUCUGUCUCUACUCUUCUUAUUUGCUUAAUUGGCUCCUGUUUAUUGUCAUAUAUGUUCCUUUGGUGAUUUUGUUUUCUUGUAAAACUUCAGUUUAGACACUUUCUGUAAUAUCAUAUUGUAUAAUGCUAUGCAAUUAUCAACGUUAGUUG
Molecule: messenger RNA, 1082 nt
Organism: Cajanus cajan (pigeon pea)
Lineage: Eukaryota; Viridiplantae; Streptophyta; Magnoliopsida; Fabales; Fabaceae
Source: RefSeq, a predicted model, not a curated record